Molecule: messenger RNA, 4791 nt
Organism: Talpa occidentalis (Iberian mole)
Lineage: Eukaryota; Metazoa; Chordata; Mammalia; Eulipotyphla; Talpidae
Gene: HHAT
Product: hedgehog acyltransferase
Exons: 11
Coding region: 209-1528 (439 amino acids)
Biological process (GO): protein palmitoylation
Cellular component (GO): endoplasmic reticulum
Molecular function (GO): palmitoyltransferase activity
Source: RefSeq, a predicted model, not a curated record
CCAGACCCGCGCUGCCUUCGUGGCUGCCCGCUUGGGUCUGGGGUCUCGGCCUCCAUGGUCAGUUGAGGGGGCGUGUCCGCCCCUUGCUGUUUGUUGGAGGACUCACUGGUUUGUCCCUUUGCAGGGUGAGGGCGGCGAGGCUCCGGUGAGACCCUGGUCCUGGAACUGAAGAGCAGGACGGAGCCUGGCUGGCCCGCAGCACACAAGCAUGCUGCCCCGGUGGGAGCUGCGGCUCUACCUGCUCGCCUCGCUUGGCUUCCACUUUUACUCCUUCUUUGAAGUGUACCGAGUCUCCAGAGAACAUGAAGAGGAGCUGGACCGAGAAUUUGGCCUGGAGACCGGCACUCUGUUGAGAGGACUGAAGAAGGACCCGACGGACUUCGAGUGGAGCUUCUGGAUGGACUGGGGGCGGCGGCAGCUGGCCUGGCUGCUCCUGGGACACGCUGCUGUGUCACAGGUGGCCAUGCGGCUGGCGCAGCAGCACAGACCCUGGAUCCUCACCCUCUAUGGAGUCGGGGCCUGUUGGCGCGUGCUGGGUGCCCCCGGCGUGGCUAUGCUGCUCCUCCACACCACCAUCUCCUUCUGUGUCGCCCAAUUCCAGCGUCCGCUCCUGUGCUGGCUAUGUUCUCUCCUCCUGCUUUCCACUCUGAGGCUGGAAGAUGCGCAGGAAGUUAAGAGAGGCUGGUACCGGACGGAGAACGAGUUCCACCUGCUGCACUUCACGCUGACCGUGCGCUGCCUGGCCUGGACCGGCUUCAGCCUGGAGCGCGCCUGGCAGCGACUGCCCACCUGCCGCUCCUUCCCCUGGCUGUUGGCCUACGUGUUCUACUACCCCGUCCUCCACAACGGGCCAGCGCUCAGCUUCCCGCACUUCGUCUGCCAGAUGCAGCGGCCAGCGCCCCGCCCCCCAGUGGUCAGCCUGGGCCUGGGCCUGGGCCGCCUGCUGUGCUGGUGGUGCCUGGCGGAGCUCAUGCUGCACCUCGCCUACACGCACGCCCUGUGUGGCAGUGCUCCCCUGCUGCGGGCCGUCUCCAGCUGGGCCCUAGGAGGACUGGCGUUGGCCCAGGUGCUCUUCUUCUACGUCAAGUACCUGGUGCUGUUCGGCGUCCCUGGUCUGCUCAUGCGCCUGGAUGGGCUCUCACCACCACCGCUGCCCCGCUGUGUAAGCACCAUGUGCAGCUUCACUGGGAUGUGGAGAUACUUUGACGUGGGGCUGCAUGACUUCCUCAUCAGGUACGUGUAUGUCCCAGCGGGCGGCUCUCAGCAUGGCCUGCUGGGGACAAUGUUUUCCACGGCACUGACCUUUGCCUUUGUGAGCUUCUGGCAUGGUGGCCACGACUACCUCUGGUGCUGGGCGGCCUUCAACUGGCUGGGUGUGACCGCAGAGAACGGGGUCCGCAGGCUGCUGGAGACCCCAGGCAUCCGGGACAGUGUGCACAGGGUACAGUCAGAAGCACGGGAGGGUGAGAGAAUUCACCAGAGCCAGAGCGGGGAGCAGAGCAGGAAGACUGACAAAACACACUGCUGAGGGGAGCAGCAGGCGGCAGGAGAGGUCUGCGCGCCAUGUGGGCCCCUCCUCUGGUGGCCGGGGAGCAGCCAGGGAUCGAACCGGCGCUGCAGAGGCUGCGGGCAGCUUCGCAACCCAGCGCUCAACUGCUGCGCCACCGGAGAGGCCCCGGGAAAGCCCUUUCUAAGGGCACAAGGGUUCCAUUGUGCAGACACGCCGUGAUGUAUGUGAACAGCUGUUCACAGUCGGGUCCUCCAGUUAUUUGGUGAUUGUCGUUGUAUUGAGAUGAUGUCAUAAUCAGGGUGGACUCUUGCAAACUGAGGUGAAAGGCUACUCUCGGGCUGCCCCUGACUUUCGCUGCCCUGUGGGGGACCAGCCUUGUCCGCCUAAGGCCCCACCUCUGGCCCCAGAGCACCCUGGCCAGCCCUGAGCCUUCUCAGUCCUGUGAACUUAUGAGGUGCAUUAUAUGAGCAUAAUAAAACAGCCCAGGGGCUAAGACUAUUCCACUCUACAGGAAAAUGAUUUGAAAACUUAAGCCAUUUCUUUCACACAUGUGCCUGGAGUGAUUUUAAACUAUGAGCAAAUGUUUCAUCACGUAGAUGUAUCAAGAGCUGCUCAGAACUCACUGGUUCUGAAUGUUGCCCUGAAAAACUUGGAAACAUGUUGGGUACCCUACCCAGGAACUGGCUAUAACCUUGAACUUACUGCUCAGGACCAGGCUGUGACCUUGAACUUCCUGCCCAGACCUGGCCGUGACCUUGAGCCACAGGCAGGCAGCUCUCCAACAUGCAUCACAGCUCUGUAGCUUGCUGACUGUGGUUAGAGAUGACUGAAGACAGCGAAACCACAUGCACUCUCAGCCCACUCCAGAACCCCACUUGAUUUUCCAGCCAGUUCUGCGCCUGGGGGUGUGGCAGCUCUUGAGUAUGUGUGGUUUGGGUGUGAUCUCUGGUCUGGCAAAUACGGUGUCUGGUGGAACAGAUUUUCCCAUUUCUUCUCCUGUCAAUGGCUGGUUCAUGGCUCCUGGGCUGCAGGGCUGGGUCCCAAUCGCUGUCCGAGCUGGCCUCCUGACCACAGUGCGAAGGCAGCGCCUCCAGCCGGGCAGGUCUUAGCUCCUCUUUCUGUGUCCACCCACGGAUCCAGCUGUAGCUCAGCAGAGCUCUCUUCCCAAAAGGCGGCUGACCUCCCACAUGCACAGCUUCCUGAGGUUUUGAGUAAACGGCUCCCCACUGAGGUGACUCUCCUUCCCCCUCUUUUCAGGAAUCCAUUUCCUGUUCUCUUGUCAAAAUCCAAGUAAAGAUGCCCCCUCUCUCCCCUGGUACUUGCCCCUGGCUGGCCUGAUGGCCACCGGUGCGUGCCUGUGGGCCACUCACACCCUCUCUUGUUUUUUAAGAUGGGUUAGAACAGUGAAUGGCCAGUGUCGUGCCUUCUCUCCCUGACCACCUUCACUGUGAAGCUUCCGCAGGCUGGCCGUCAGCCCUUGCUGGGGUCAGAGGCCGCGGCGCUGUGCGGAUGACGCUGGUGUCUGGACAGACGUUGAUGGCUCUGCAGGUGGUGCCAAGCCUACAUCAUCGCGGCUGCUUUGAGCACUUGCUUGAAUGUGGCGAGUUUCUGCAGAAACUAAUUUCGAGAGUGUGGGUCAGGGCAGGGCCUUAUGGGCUUCUGGCUCUGCGGUUCCCACUUUCACUGGUGUGGGCACCUCUGGGUCCCCUGGCCACUGGGCCUCUUGGGGCAACUGGACGACGUCUCAGUUGGGCGCUGAGGAUUUCCCUCUCUGUUUCAACAGACAGCGCCCUCUGUCUGGUCACUCUCAGGCUGACCCCAGUCUUCCUCCCUCUCCUGCCACUCCUGCUGCGCCUCCCGGAGGCCACCCGGGUGCUCGGUGACAGGUCAUUCCUAACUCAUGUCUCCCCCCUUCAAGCCGUGGUCCUCACCUCCCGGCGAUGCUUCUCAGCAUGAACCAUCGUCAUCCUCCUGCAUCCCGUUGCUGCGUCCCUCCCAUCUGUCCAUGGUGGACUGUCCACCAUGUCGGGGGGCCUCUGGUACCUCGCUUCGUCUCCUGCUCUUCUCUGCAUCCCCCACACCAGCUUUUGUCUCUGAGACCUAGCCUCCGGCCUCGGCCUGGCAGUUGCUCCACUGCCUAGGCUGCCGCUCCCUCCUGAGCUGACCCGCUGGAGUGGAUCGAUCACUGCCCACGCCUCUUGUGCCCGGCUGGUUGCAGCAACCUGCUCUCACCCAGUAACAUGCUUGACCCUCCUCACUGGCCCUCAUGGGGCUGGAGACCAGAGUGACCGUGCCCAGGACAAGCGCCUGCUGGGGGCUACUGUCCUUGUGAAAGUCUAAUUCUCUCUACAGACUUGAUUGGGGAAAAGGGCUUCCAGGGAAAACCUUGGGGGGUCCGGGAAUAUCCUGAGUGGGGUUCCCUGUGCAAUAUGUCAGAAGGACCUGAGCCAGGGCCAUCUAGUUGGUUGACGCUCUGGCUCCGUGGGCCAGAGAUGCAGUGGCCAACAGAGCCUGAGCAGGACGGGCUGAUAGACCUGACCCAACACUGGGCUCGGCCUUGGUCAGAUUGGUGACCACAGGCAGCACUUCGUGGCCCUUGGAGGCACUGCCCUGCAGCUGGCCAGGGCCGUGUGGGGCUUGGCAGUGAUCACUUGAACUUGUUUCCAGCAAGAGCAAAUGUUUGCCCUAGAGAAGCCACUUGCUCCAUACACAGCCCUCCCCUGGGCCCACUUGCCACCGCCAGGCCCUCCUGCACCUCUGGGCUUGCUCAACUUGGAGAAAGUAUUUCCCAGCAGCCCGCGUGGGAGGCUCCGCAGAGCCCAGGGCCUCUGAGCAGAAGCCCCAGCCAUCUUGCCUGGGGUCAGUGGCUUGGAGAGGGGCACCGAAGCCGUGAGAUGGGGCUUUGCUCUAUGAGGGGCUCAAUGAUGGGACAAGGAGCGGCUUUGGGGGCCCCCAGAUGUGCAGACCCACCUUCCUGGAGUCACCCACUCCCCAGGGUGCGGUAGGUGCUGGGGGCCCGUGUGUGAGGAGCUAUGCCUGGGCUGGAGCUAAGGAGCACCUGUAUCUGGCUGCAGGGGGUGAGGGGGCACCAGCGUCUGGCUGGGGGACUCUAGCGUCUGGCUGGAAGACAGAGAAGUGGAAGGAAAUCUAAAGAAACCAGAAAUGGCACCUCGCGGGGACUGGGUUCUGUGUGCGGAUGCUAUUAAGGCAGCCAGGAAGCCGAGGCCAGAGAGCCAUGGUGUGUGUCUCAGCACAGGGACAGCUGGGAAGAGGGGGGCCGG